GUUACUUGUUUAUUUCUACACGCAACUUCCAGAAAAACUUUUAUGAAAGUUGGAUACGUGCGACCGACUUUGAUUAUUGCCACCACAACCUAAGUUUGAAAAUUUUAUUGCCCAACUUGACUUUCAUGCGAGCUAAAAAUGCUCGAUAGCGAUAUUCAUACAUAUGGUCGUGUCUGGCGUCACCUAACAAGAGACUUUCAUAACCACUAUGAUACCAACUAGUACCAUCUCAUUAAAGUAGAAUAACAUCUCGCAAUCUCUUCCUGACGGCGCCCCUUUUCAGCAAAUUAUGAAACAAUGCGAACGGAGCGCCUGAAACACGAGAAUUGCCGUAAACAAAGCCGUUCCGUCAUGAUGUAAUAAUAAUAGUAGCGGGGUUGUAUAUGUACGACCUCUUUUGUGAUUGUGCGGAUUGUACGUGAAGACCAUUCUAUUAAUUAUGCACCUACAAUUAAGACUGAUCGAGAUUAUCACUCGAACGUCUUAACGCGUGUUCGUAUUCCUUUUACCUCAUUUACCGAUUCAAUAAUGGCAGUGAUUGUGCAUCCUUUGAACAUUUACAUGUGCCUCUUCUUCGUCAUCUCAGCAGAAAUAAUGCUUACUCCUUCUUCCCUUAUUUGUCAAGAUAUGGUCAAGUUGAGCCGAGAUAAGAGGGCGUAUGAAGCUCAUCGAAGCAGAGACAAUGUGGUAAAACCCUCUUCCGGGUCUUCUCCCAGUCGUAGCUCAGUAUUUGCAACAGCCAAUUCAACAUCGGUGGCGGCACAAAUCGGUGGGACGGCGAAGUUGCCUUGCAUCGUCCGCAAGUUCAACAACGGAGUUGUGUCCUGGAUCCGCAAGGACAUCACCCCUCCCACGAUUCUGACGGUCGGCUUAGGUCCAUACAUCGCCGAUGACCGUUUCAUGGUAGAACACGCUCGCCACCUCCAAAACUGGGACCUAGUAAUAAAACAUGUGCGUCCCUCCGACGCUGGACUUUACGAAUGUCAAGUGUCAACACAUCCUGCGACUAGCAUAUUUAUCGAAUUACGAGUCACAGAGGCCUCAGCGGAAAUCAUAGGCGCUCCGGAUCUGCACGUCCGGGCGGGAUCCUCGCUCCGCCUCGUCUGCACGAUUCUCCACUCGACGGAGCCGCCAGUCUACGUGUUCUGGUAUCACGAGCAGAGGAUGAUCAAUCACGACGUCGGCGUCUCGGUCACUAUCGACAGGACGAGUAGUGUCCUGCAGUUCCAGGACGCCGAUACGACCCACAGCGGCAACUACACCUGCGAUCCUGCAAAUGCAAUUCCUGCAUACAUCAAUGUGCAUGUCCUCAAUGCGACUGAAGAAGAAAAUCCAGCAGCGAUGUUGCACGCAAGCAGCAGUGGAAUUUCAACAGCGCUUUUUAUGACCAUAAUGCUAAUUGUUGCUAUAAAUAUAACAUUUUUAUUAAAUAGUUGAUUGUCUUCGAAAUAUUUGUAUAAAUUGUAAAUAAUUGUACAUAAUCUUAUAAACUACCAGCUAUACAUAACUGUAACUAUUCUAGGGUUCCAGUUCGAAUUAAUGAUGAGUAUUGAGACUAAAACUAUGUAGUUAUAACAUUUGCCUCAUUGUACCUAAUGUGUGUUAAAAUA
This is a messenger RNA of Tribolium madens (black flour beetle), 1610 nucleotides long. RefSeq names its product fibroblast growth factor receptor 2-like. The transcript has 6 exons. The record is from RefSeq and is a predicted model, not a curated record. Lineage: Eukaryota; Metazoa; Arthropoda; Insecta; Coleoptera; Tenebrionidae. Gene Ontology annotation, biological process: synapse organization. The coding region runs from base 529 to 1437 and encodes 302 amino acids. Gene Ontology annotation, cellular component: neuron projection membrane.